UGGGAGAAUUCGAGUUCAGCGGAGCUGCUCUUCCCCUUAAUUCUCUUGGUGACAUACCAGCCGUAACAAGUGGGGGCCUGACCGGGAUUUGAACUGUCAAUUCGCAUUUUGUUAAUCACUUUUGUUUGCCAUUUGUAACAUGUGAUUCCCUUGGUAUUGCACUUUUAUCGUGUUUUUUCUCAGCCGUUGUAACACAUGUUCCCGUUGGUUUUGUUGUUUUGUGAUCGUGCAAUUGACUUCAUUACGUCUCGUGUAUUUUGGUCAUUAAGACACCGAGUCGCUUCUUUCUUGUGCAUGCAGAGUGCAUUUAAGUGAUCUUUGGUUUUGUAAACAAUAGUCUUUGUAUAUAUUUGACUUGUUUUUUGCUUGGUGACCAUAUUAGGCAUUUUGCUGUUUCUUGGUUGCCUUUAAUCGUACGUUUUAGUGAUUUGAUGUACAGGUUUUGCGAUUGUUCACGCAUUUCGUAUUUUUCUAUCUAGCUAGCUAGCUUAUUUUCGCCUGUCUAUUCUUCUCGGUGAUUCAUUAUGUUCAGCGUUGAAAGUUUUGUUGCAAAUCCGUCAGCCGAAGUGCUGGUCGGUUUAACUAAAGCCCAGUGGAGUGAGUUAGCCGCUCAUUAUUGCAUCCCUUUUCGGUCAUCCUUACGGAAGGAUGAAAUUCGUACAUUAGUGACCGAGUAUUUAUUAGAACACAAGGUGUUAAGUGAGGAGGAUUUAGAGCCCUUGUGUCCUCGGGAUGUCACGAUGGCCCGCCAGUAUGACCUGGAGAGCCGUAAGAUAGAUUUGGAAAUGUUUAAGGCAGAGAAUGAGCGGAUGCGUCUCAUGCAGAGACCUGAUAGGGAACACCAUCCUCAUUUUCGUAUAGAGGAUGCAAUUAAAUUUGUUCCUAAAUUCAAUGAGACAGAGCCUGAGUACUUUUUCAUUCAUUUUGAGCGAGUUGCUGCCUUGCAUGGUUGGCCCGAAGAUAAGUGGGUAUUGCUUGUUCACAGUGCAUUUGUUGGCAGAGCUCAAGAGGUUUUCUCAGCUCUGGAUUUGGUACAGUCACAAUGUUAUUAUGUAGUAAAACAAGCUGUUUUAAAUGUUUAAAAAGGGUACCAGAGGCUUACAGACAAGAUUUCCGUUAUUAUCGUAAAGAUAGCAAACAAACCUUUGUUGAAUUUAUUCGCCAAAAGCAACUUUUGUGUAAGAAAUGGGUCGAGAGUGAACUUGAUGCACUCGAGUACGAUAAAUUACUCGAGCUCUUUGUACUAGAGGAAGUUAAGAAAAGUAUGCCUGUAAAAGUUCGCUCUCACAUUGACGAACGUGGUCUGCGCACAUUAGCCGAGGUCGGCAAAGCCGCCGAUCAUUUCGCUCUCACUAAUCCCAACUACUCUUGCAGAUCUAAUGAGCCUUCAUUCCAGUCUAUCCAGCAUAAUGGUAAGAGGAUGGAGUAUAGUUCCAGGAGGACUGGACUGCCAGAUACCCACAGGACUGUUCAUACAAAGUCAGAAACAGGUGGUGAUGAGAGUAAGAAGGUUGCUUCUCGCGGAUUUCUUAGUGUCGAUGAGUCGUGUAAGUCGUCUUCCCCAGUCACUAUUCUACGGGACUCGGCUGCAGAUAUAUCAUUGGUACUCAAGGAGAUGGUUCCUAACCCUGACUGCUAUACUGGAGAGAUGAUUAUUAUUAAUGGACUGGUAGGGUCCAAGAGUAUACCCAUAUGUAAAGUCUACCUUGAAUCUAAAUUGAUAACUGGGUACGUAAAUUUAGGUGUUGUUGAUAAUAUACCAAGUGAUGGCAUUUCGCUCCUUAUGGGCAAUGAUCUAGUUGGUGAUAAGGUAUGGCCUUGCCCUGUAGUUUCACCUUGCCCGACAGAGGAGAACAACACCGUAGAUUUAGAGAGGGAGUAUCCCGAUCUCUUUCCUGCAUGUGCUGUCACCCGCAGUGCAAGUCGUAGGUCCUCCCCUCCUACCAAGGCGCUUACCGCCGGUACUGCAUUACCAAAGAGAGCCUUAAUGAUAUAUUCACCGAGGAUUUCACCUUGGCAGAUUUCUUUAAAUCAUCUGACAAAGAUUCAAACAUUUCUGCUUCUGAUAAUUCUAAUAUAG
Molecule: messenger RNA, 2080 nt
Organism: Penaeus vannamei (Pacific white shrimp)
Lineage: Eukaryota; Metazoa; Arthropoda; Malacostraca; Decapoda; Penaeidae
Biological process (GO): DNA integration
Molecular function (GO): nucleic acid binding
Source: RefSeq, a predicted model, not a curated record